AUGGAGCGUUUAAUUAAUGCCACCACACAUCUGACCGCCCAUCACAUUGCCACGCAUAUCAAUACGCUGGUCAUACGCAGUAACUGCCACGGCUGUGAUCGGCAGCAGCAGUGGCAGCAUCGCCAGGUCAUGCAACAAUUGCUGCAACAGCUGAUGCCACAUCUCACGGUGCUGCUGCACAAAGGCAGCGAGGAUGAGCAUCCAUGGGAGUAUACGCUGUUCGUUGUCAAUCAGGCAGACAGCUUUCACGAGGAUUGCCAGCCAGGCAUUAAUAUUUACACCGCCAACAGUUUCAAUCGCCAGAGCGGACGACCCCAGCGUGAGGAGCUGUUUCCGCUGCGCUUUACAAAUCUAAGCAAUUGUGCGCUGAAUGUAACGGCGCAAUCAGCUGCCGGCCGCAAUUUUAUGUAUCGCGCGCCAGCUGGCGACGCUGCGCUGCCAAUGGACGGCGCGCUGGUUGCGCCGCAGCUGCUGCGCGGCAUCGAUGGCGAACUGCUGCAGCUGCUGGCGCAGGCGUUGAACUUUCGCAUACGUUUGCUGCUGCCGCGCGAGGGCAGCGAAAUCUUUGGCGCCGAUAAUGUGACCGGCUGCUUUGCGCAGCUGGCGCGUGGUGAAGCGGAUUUGGCCAUAGGCGGCUUGAGCGGCAGCGAUCAGCGCCGGCGUCAGUUCUUCACCUCAAUGGUUUAUCAUCAAAGCAAUUUUGUAUUCGUUGUGCGCACUGAGCGUUUCUUUGGUCGCUUUGGGCAGCUGGCGCGUCCGUUUCGCGGCAAGGUUUGGUGCUUUUUGUCGCUCACUGUGGCGGCGGCGCUGCUGUGCACGCGCGCGCUGCGCGAGCCGCUGCAGCUGCGGCAGCCGGUGGAGUCGCUGCUGGGCAGCAGCAUUGGCAACUCGACGCCCUGGCGCCGUUUGCCGCGCUGCAGCUUUCCGCGCUUUCUAUUCGCCAGCUGGCUGCUGUUGACGCUGGUGCUGCGCGCCGCUUACCAGGCCAAGCUCUGCAAUGUGCUGCGUCUGCAGCGUCAUCAGCCGCUGCCCAGCGGCUUGGCAGCGCUGCUGCAGCGGAACUACACGCUGCUCAGCACUGCGCACUACGAUUUCUAUCCCAAGCAGCUAACGCGUCUUGUUGCGGGCAAUUUCUCUGCGCGUUUUGAGCAAGUGCAGCAAAGCGCGACGCAGCCGCUUGUCACCAUCGCGCUGAUCAACAAUUUGCUGCACUACAAUCGUUUGCAUCGCAACAGCAGCCGCUUGACGCAAGUGCGCGAGCCCAUUUACUUAUUUCAGCAGGUCAUUUAUUUUCCCAACAAUUCUAUAUUUAAAUACAGCAUCGAUCGCAAGAUCGAGCAGCUGCUCAGCUCUGGCGUCAUUGCGCAUAUUGAGCAGCGAUAUUUGCGCUACAAUUUGGCCGAGCUGGGCAACUAUCAAACGGACGGCACUGAGCGCAUGACCAAUGCCAUGUUCGGCGGCGUCUAUCGCUGCUAUGCGCUGCUGCUAGCGCUAGCUGGCUUUAUAUUCUGUCUAGAGUGCUUAUCGCUGCGCUGGAGCUGCGUGCAGCAGCUGCUCAGUUGGUUGCAGUAG
Drosophila busckii is the source of this 1572-nucleotide messenger RNA. RefSeq lists its product as uncharacterized. The transcript is spliced from 2 exons. Bases 1 to 1572 code for a protein of 523 amino acids. The record is from RefSeq and is a predicted model, not a curated record. Lineage: Eukaryota; Metazoa; Arthropoda; Insecta; Diptera; Drosophilidae.